Schistocerca gregaria is the source of this 7778-nucleotide messenger RNA. RefSeq lists its product as uncharacterized. NCBI's taxonomy places the organism in Eukaryota, Metazoa, Arthropoda, Insecta, Orthoptera, Acrididae. Bases 75 to 647 code for a protein of 190 amino acids. The transcript is spliced from 4 exons. The record is from RefSeq and is a predicted model, not a curated record.
CGGCGGGCCAUCGACCGCGACAGUGUGGCUGCAGGUGCCGCGCGACGUGCCACGCCGAGCUGCACAGCGGCGCCAUGUCUGCGGACGAGUACGAGUACGAGAGGAUGCGUGCCGAGCUGCUGGGGCUGCCUCCUCCCGAGAGGAAGCCCGACCCGCCGGCGCAGGCGACCGCCGAGGAAGCCAACCCGGCACUCGACGAGCGAGUGCUCGAUGUCGAAGAUGAGCAGAUGAAGAACAUAACAGGAGGCCUGGAUGAACUAAACAGUAUUCUCACUGUCACUCAAAAGAAACUGAACAAGUUUAAGGUCGUGUGUGGCAGCCUAACGAAUCUGCUGAAAAUAAGAAUUGGCAAGGAAGAUGGCAGCUCAAGUACCUGCAGCACAGACUGCAGCAGAUCUCUGGGCUCUGGUGCUGAGGCAGAAAGGAAACAGGAUGAGCAACAGGAUGCAGAAGCAGAGAAGGAACAGAGUCCUGUAGUGAACAGUCCAGAAAAAGAAGAGAAAUCUGUAACAUCACAGAGAGCACUGAAUUUAGCUGAUAAAAUAACUUCACAGACAGAUCGUUUGGAUGCAAUGAUCAUGAAAGCUGAGCAGGCAGAAGUAAGCAUGUCCCACCAGAACAAGCAAAUGCGAUCUUUUCUCAGAUAAUAAUUUAUCACUCUAGUGGAUACCCUUAAGACAUAUCUUAAAUAUGACCAGCUGCUGAAGUCUUAAACUGAGAAUUGUUUCCAAUAUUUUGGGGAUCUAUUGCUUCUUUCUGUGAUUUUUUAUAUGAGUAAAUCCAUUUUACCAUCAGUAGUACAACUGCAAAAGGUUUCAACAAUGUUUUUUUCACGAUAACAACCAGCAGGUAUAAUUAAUGAUUUUACAAAAUUAGUGCACUAGAUCUGUGUUAAAGAUGGGUGACAGGCCUUUGAGGUAUAAGACUGAUCAUCCGGCCACAUGUUUAUAAUAAGAGAAUAAACCGGACACAUAGCUGUUGCAUUCCUGCCUAUAGCAUUGCAGCACUCACAUUUUCAUUAAGCUCAAUUUUGUUUGAAGUGUAAGUGUUGGUGCCAUAACUGAAACACUUGUCUGUGCUUUCAUACAGAAGAUGUUGAAGUGGUGUAGUAACAUGACAAAUGGCUUGGCAAAUUUCACUUUUCAGGAUUUAGGCCAAGGUCUAAAGCAUAUUUUGGAGCCUAACAUUUCAUUUUUGAUUAUCUUGUUGCUGACAAAUCCUGCCAUUUUGGUUCCUAGAGCACACUUGGUGGACAAGUUCUUAGAUUAUUUUCUUGUUAUUGUUAUUAUUAUGAUUAUUAUUAUUUACACAAAGGCCCAUAAUUUAUCUUGCUUGUCCAGCAUCCUUCUUUACUGAUGAAAUUUUUCUCAUGUUUAUAAACUUCUAUAACCUCUUACUAAAAAGUGCAUGGUCAGACUUAAUUGGUCAUGAAUUCCAUAGAUAAAAAUUAUAUAAAUUGUGGUCUGGUUUGUAUAUAAGGCAUUUGAUAUCAUUGGAGAUAAUCAGCAGCAAAGGAUACUAUAUAUUGCUAUAGUAUUCAUGGAGUAUACUUCUUAGCAGACCAGUGAUUAUGUAUGAGACAGGGUAGGGGUAUGUAGCGGGGUGGGUGUGAGCCAGAGGAAGGGGCAGAGGGUUCUGUACUGCGAUCAUCAGUGUCAUUAAUAAUUAAUAAAUGAUGUGCCAAAUCAUGUACUGCCAGUGGAUGACAGUGGUAUGUUUGUUAUAAAGAUGAAUAAAGCUGAUUUACAUGAUAGAGUCAUUGUAGCAAGAGAGCAAGCAAGCAAAUUGUUUAGACAAACAUUCAUUGUGAAUGACAAAAAAGAAAGCAAUUUAAAUGAACUUUAGCCAUAUGAAGAACAAAUUAGAAAGUAAUCUAACAAUAGCACUUGUUUAGACAAAAAUUCAUUGUGAAUGCCAAAAAAGAAAGCAAUUUAAAUGUACUUCAGCCUUAUGAAGGACAUAUAAGAAACUAAUCUAACAAUAGCACUUGGCCCACAUAAGAUAGAGCAAACACUCUAUAUUACUUUUUUAGGUGUGUUGAUGGAAGCACAUUGGCAGAAACAUACAGAAUCAUUAAAGAAAACAUUGAAUCAAUAGAGCUGUGUUCUAAAUACACUUAAAAAUUUCUGUAGUAUUAAAACAAUUUUCUGUAACUACAUUGCUGCCAUGCAUGGCAUGUUAAGAUAAAUCAUAGCCUUGGUGGAAUACCAGUCUGCCUUAACACUGAUUUGUACUUUACAAUCAUAUAAGUAUAUUUUUAAGAAAUUUUAAAUCACAACCCUACAAAUAAUGUAGAUUUGUUAAAGUGCAUGUUUCUGAAGCUACACAAUGAAUUCUCAGUCAUACAGUCAAUUCCAUAACCACGAAACAAGAUAUAGAGAUGAUUUUCAUAGAGAAAUACACACAAAAGGCAAGUAUCAAAAAGUGCACUGUGUUAGCCAGAAAUUCUGUUUAGUGCACUGUGUAAGGAAAUAAAGACAUCAGAAUUCCACACAUUUAAUCAACAACAGUUUUUAUAGUAUUGAAGAACAUGUGAAUCAUCAGCAUUCAAAGUAAGGAAUCCUCCCAAAGCAGGUCUGAGUGAGCUGUCCUUUCUUUUAAACUUUCUCCUUACCUCAUCCUCUCUCUUCCCCUAGGAAGGGGCAUAGUACUUACAAAAUAAACUGUAUCGUCACGUACUUUGGCAGCAAAAAUAUUUUUGGCUCCUCAAGCUAAGUACUGGCUGAUAACUCUGUCUCAUAAUAAAAUAUAAUAAAAGAUUUUUUUACUGCGCUAAUUUAUAUAUUGCCUGUUGUUAUGUGUAUGGCUUCAUGUUCUACAUAAGAAUACUUUAUUAACUAAAAUGUAAUGGUAAAAUUGUUUCAUGUCUUACUAUCAACAUAAAAUCCUAGAUAAUUAUAUAUUGAGAUAAAAUGGCGCUAAUAAACUGAAAUGAAGUGAAUAAUGGCAACAUAAAUUCAUAAAUGUGAGACCAACUUCAGUAAAAAAAGGAAGGAUGCUUUAAAUUAGAGUAAUGUUGCGUGAUUAGGAAUAGGUGAUUUUUUCAGCUGUAUGCACCAUGUAAACAUUCAAAGAAGCAGUAAAUGAUUUGUCUCCCACAUGAGGAGACAACAUAUUACAUACAAACAUAUGCCUUAGACCACAACCCAAAUCCCUAAAAACAACGGUCAACAAGAAAACAAAUUUCUCCCUCAAAAGUGUGCAUUUUCUGCACACCAUCUCUUAACACUGAUGUUUCUGCUAUUAAAAAUGUGGUUGCAUAGAUAUAGUUUUCUGCAGUUUUUAAUACAUUAUGUCAGUUUGUGCAUAUGUUUCUGCAUGAACUACAUUCUUUUUUUUUAAAAUAAGAUGAGGGCGCUGAGGUAGGUUAUAUAACAUUAUUUCAUUCAUGCUUUACGUGCUACUGGUGAACAAUUUACUAAUGCUGUGGCAGUCAUGCUGUAAGUCUUAAGCUUUAUGAUGUACAAAAAAAUUAUAAUCUAAGUGUAACAUAACAAACUGAAAUGUAAUUCAAGCAGUUUAGUAUAUAGUAUAUUGAACCUAGACAUGGUUAAGUUUUGAAAGUGAUAUUUGGGAUAAUAUUUAGUUAACAAUAUUCCUGAUAACUUCACUACAACGAACUCUGCUUAAUAUUGUUAUGACAUUGUAAUAACAAUGAGCUAAUUACUGAUGACAGUGGAAAACUAAGAAAGGAACAUUAGUUAUAAGUGAAAAAAUAAAGAGUCAAGCUUAACCUUUGGGAUAUAGUCAUAAUUAUCGUAAAAUAUUGAGUUCCUGCAUCAGUGACAUUUCUGUGAUAUCAUACAGGAAAAAAGGUAACUGAAAACCUGGAAAGAUUUCUUUUCUCAAUAUUUCAGUGAACAGUAAGACAAACUCGGUAGAUAACAAAUGGAGAGAUUAUCUUUUCUGUUAUAUUUCUCUGUGAGGAAAUAAUUAUUAAAUAUGAAUGUUUUUAAAUCAGUUGCUUUGUUAUGUAUCCUGGCUGUUAUAUAAUUCUCAAUAGAAAGAUUUAUGAUAGCUGUGUUUGUAAUUUGUUUGGUACUUAUUUGGGCCUGUAUAGUGAUAUCUAUUUUGAAAGGCCACUUCAAAAAUCUCAAUCAUCACUACAGGUACUGCAUGAGAUAUAUUACUAAAACAUAUUCAAAAGAAAAAGGAAAGAGAACAUAUGGAUCUUCUUGUAAAAAGUGCUAUGCAGCAUUCAUAGUCUUUUCAAAGUUAGCUUCAUGGGAAACUGAUGUCACUAGUGCUAUUCAAAUUUCUCAUUCCACCGGUGUAUUAUUUAUAAAUGUCAUAAUGGAUUUUCAGUUCAUCCUACUUUUUUAAAUGUUUUACUGAAAAUAAUUUUUUCUUGUGAAUGUAAUAGUCCAUAAUUUAAUUAUUGAAUAACAUUUAUUUUACAUUCUUGUUGCCACAUGAACAUAAGCCAAGUACUGUUUGAAAAAUAUUGUGCCAAAAUCUAUAACUGGGUGAGCACAGUACUCAUAAUAAUGGAAAUUAAACAUCUAAAAAAUGUGACGUGCUAUAGUCAACUUUGGAAUUCACAUUGAUGCUGUAAGUCAUGUAGCUACACUCAACAACUUUUUAAAUCAUUGCAUAUUGUUGUUAUGGAAGCAAGUUUAAUUAUUGGACUUAUAUGAUCAUUUAAGCAUCUAUUUCAUGCUGUCAAUUUCUGAAUUCAUCAUCAAUCCUCCACUGAAGACAGUAUUGAUUUUGUUAGGUAGAACACUUUUACUGAAUGAUAAGACUUACACAUGCAGGAAAUAUUUAAACACCUGUUAGUUGCCACAAUACAUGGCAUGGUAAGGGUUACCAAAUCCAUCAUAAAAAUAACAGUAUUAAUGAUUAGACAGUGGAGGCUUUCUCAGUGAAUUUCAUUGAUGGAAUCUCCUUGGGUUAUCACCAAGUCAUGGCAUUGUGUUGUCACAAUGUUUCAACAAGUUUUGUACACAGCAUUGAAGUAACAAAAAUUUCAAGUGGACUGCAGCUUUUGUCAGAAUUAAGAAAAAGAUAAAGGUAAUAGCAAAACUUUUAUCUUUUUUUUAAGCAAUUUCUGUAACUCUUUUCUCCCUACUUGUAGUUAGUUGUUUUUGCCAUGGAAUGAAGAAAGUCUGUUCUGGACUUCGCAUUGUUUGCAGGAAAAACAAAGGCAAAGAUAAUGACUGCAACUAUUUUUGCAGCCAAAAACAGAAUUUUUGUAGGUUUAAAAAUUCCUUUUUCCCUCUGUGACUUUUCUGCAAUGUCUUCCCUCUUGUACAGCAUCUAAAUAAGACCUCAUAUCAUGGAGACAGUUUAAUUGGUUGUCAAGAGCAAAUGCUCUGAAAAAAAGUUGGAAAGAGUAUAAAUCUAUGUAACCUUAGUACCUUGACCAUUUAUUUUCUUUUAUUUUAGGACAAAAGGAACUAAUCACACAAAGAGAGGCAUGAGAUGGGAACCAAAAGUGAAAAUUGUUGCCCAAACAAUACUCUUUCCUAUUAUGUAAGAUACAAAAUGUCUUAUGAUGAUAACUGCAUGUGUACUGAGUAUCUCUCUAAGACACCUCUUCGAAAAUUUGUUAAUCUUCUUUUAAACCAAGAAAUGUUCCAGGUGAAUUGAAUGUGUUGCCAUACCACACAGAAAAGUUUAAUAAUAUGCUUAUUGACAAUUGUCACUCAGUAUCUGAUCUCUCCAUAAGCAUAUGGGAUGACAUAAAAUAUGGCUAUAUCUCUGUGGAGAAUGGGCAUAUCUUUCAAGUAUGGAGUAAUUGUUGAUUAAGAGCCAUACAAUCAAAAGGUUUCCUUGAAUAUUUUCUAAGUGUCCGUGCUCAUUACGUAAUGGCUAUUACAAGGUUGUUGACACAGCAGGAAAUGUUAAUGGGGGAAACAUGUUUUCUGAAGUUAGGAAAGGAAAAGAGAUGCAGAUCUUCUGUUGUCCCAGUUAACACAAGUUAUCAUAGCUUCUUUAUAAACUGAUACAGUUCCUUCAAAAUGCAUAUGUAGCUGAAGUGACUAUACUUCUAGACAGAAUGGCUAUUGGACAUGUCUCCAUGAAAACGAAAGUACUUUGAGCUCUGUUGAACAGAAUUACUAAGUCAGAUUUGUAAAACACUGGUAUGCACUGUCAUGUUCACUUCAUCAGAUUUAUUUUCAUCUUGUCAAUGUUGCUCCUGAAGACUCUCCCUCAAGUCAGUACAAAUUAUGCACUAUCUCCUCUAUGCACUAGAACAGAUUUCAGCUUUGUAAAAAAGUUAAAAGAUUGGACUCAUCCACAGCUGGUGGUCUCCCAUAGUGCUACUCAUCUUUCGUGCUAGUUUAUUCUUUCAGCAAAUUCUUUGUCCAUUUGUGAACAUUAACCUUCUUGGUGGUGUUAUCUCUAUAUAUAUACUCUGUAGCCUUCUGUAAAUGUCAGACAGGUAAUACUCCUUCUGCACUAAGAACCCAUUAAUGGGGAAAAACAUACUGUGAGGCAACUAUAUAGAGGGAACUCUCUCCAUUUCCAUGUGAAUUUAAUAAAGAACUUAUUAUUACUUUUCUAUUACUUGUGAUAGAGCCCUCAGAUUACUUGACAAAAUAAUGUAAUGGAAAGAAAAGGAACAAUUAUGAUCAAAUUCUUCAGCUGUAUUAGGCUUGCAUUAGUGUGGUAAAUAUUUUCACUUUCUGUUUGUAAUAAAGGAGAUUUGUACAAUGUUUUAAGUACUGUCAGUUUUGAUUCAUCAUUUUUCCAGUUUGUUGAUUGUUAUUGAAUAUUUAACUAACUUGAAUUUUGGGAAACACUACUGGAUGUAUCACUUAUCCUCACAAAUAAUGACUCUCCCUUCUCAUUUCCAACUGGCAUUAGUCAAACCAAUAUCUUUAUAAAAUCUAAUAUCCAUUUUUGGUUUUUGGUACCAAUUCAGUCCUGUUUUCAACUUAACAUUGUUACUUAGGCAAAGAUAAGAAAAGAUUACAUCUAUAGCACACUCCUCAUUGGCCUUUUUUACGGGUUUGUAGCUAUGACAUUAAGAAGCUUACUGUAUUUCAGUUUCAGUGGAGGCAAUGUGUGGCAACAAAUAAAGAUCAAUAAAUGUAUCUGUGGCUUGAUAAGAAGUACAGGAAUCUUGUGAAUUCAUUACAGAUGUAUUACACAUGAAGGUAAAUAUUUAUGUUCCCUUAAAGUUAUCUAUAGGUAUUGUCUAGGAUUGCUCUGCUAUUAGUCAGCUGUUCAGUGUCAACUGUUGUUUCACUUGUAACUCACGUAAGAUACAGACUUUUUUAAAACUUUAUCAUCUUCUGCACAUAAUCAUUCUACUUAAUAUAAUGUUUCUGUAAAUAUUUCACUAACUGUUGAUGUUAUUGUCAGUGUGCUUUUAUAUGCUAGUGAAUUAUGAUGAGCAGUGCCUUUAAUUGACUGUUUACCUGUUUUUCAAGCCCUAAGUGUUAGAAAGUGAUGUUGGGCAUAAUCUUACCUGCAGUAAAUGUUAGAUUUUAGUUAUUGUGGUUAAUAUCUUGUUACAUUAUUUUUAUAGUUAUGAAUUUUUACCUAAGAACAUGGUACAAGUUACAAGUAAUUUUUUAUGCUUUUAAAGUUUGUGUAAUGGUAUAUAAACUACAACUAAGAUGUGUCAUUUGAAAAAUGUUUUGUAAAAUAUACUUGUAAUAUGUUAUUUAGUCUAUUGAUUAUGAAGGCAAUCAGACAACAAUUUACUAAGAGCUGUGAAACAAUUGUGAGCAUUCAUGUAAAAAUAAAUAUUUAAUGUGUGAUCAUAUUUAGUUACUUUUAAAUAUUUACAUGUAAAUUAAAAACGCCAAAUGUAUGUAGCUUCA